Messenger RNA from Nakaseomyces glabratus, 978 nucleotides. RefSeq names its product type 2A-related serine/threonine-protein phosphatase SIT4 (gene SIT4). Gene Ontology annotation, cellular component: cytoplasm. Lineage: Eukaryota; Fungi; Ascomycota; Saccharomycetes; Saccharomycetales; Saccharomycetaceae. Gene Ontology annotation, biological process: G1/S transition of mitotic cell cycle. The record is from RefSeq and is a predicted model, not a curated record. Gene Ontology annotation, molecular function: protein serine/threonine phosphatase activity.
AUGGACACGGCUAGUAACAGGAGGGGCCCUGAUGAGUGGCUUGAGACGGUGAAGAAGUGCCAGGCGCUGACGGAGAACGAGAUGAAGCAGCUGUGUGAGAUGGUGAAGGAGCUGCUGAUGGAGGAGAGCAACAUCCAGCCGGUGAUGACGCCUGUGACGGUGUGUGGGGAUAUCCACGGGCAGUUCCACGAUUUGCUGGAGCUUUUCCGGACCUCUGGCGGGUUUCCGGACGACGAUGUGAACUAUAUAUUCCUGGGGGACUAUGUGGAUCGUGGGUACUACAGUUUGGAGACGUUCACGCUGCUGAUGUGUUUGAAAGUGAAGUACCCGGCGAAGAUCACGCUGGUGAGGGGCAACCACGAGUCCCGCCAGAUUACGCAAGUGUACGGUUUUUAUGAGGAGUGUCUGAACAAGUACGGCUCGACCACGGUGUGGAAGUACUGCUGCCAAGUGUUCGACUUCUUGACACUGGCAGCCAUCAUAGACGGUAAGAUACUGUGUGUGCACGGUGGUCUGUCUCCCGAGAUAAGGAUGCUGGACCAGAUUAGAGUGCUGUCCAGAGCACAAGAGGUGCCACACGAGGGUGGGUUUUCGGACUUGCUGUGGAGUGACCCAGACAACGUCGAGGCAUGGCAAGUAUCACCCAGAGGUGCCGGGUGGCUAUUUGGCAGCAAAGUAGCUAGAGAGUUCAACCACGUUAACGGCCUGAACCUGAUAGCCAGAGCGCACCAGUUGGUCAUGGAAGGUUUCAAGUAUCAUUUCCCUGAGAAAGACGUAGUAACAGUAUGGUCUGCUCCAAACUACUGCUACAGAUGCGGUAACGUAGCCAGUGUAAUGAAGGUAGACGAGGACCUGGAGCCCACUUUCAAGAUAUUCUCUGCGGUACCGGAUGACUACAUAAACCAGGACGCAUCUUCCCCGACUACUAACAACGGAAACUCAGGUUCCAACUCACAGAGAGCUGGAUACUUCUUGUAA